AUGUCAAGAGUAUCAUCAACUCCUGAAACAUUUGAUGAACCUCCACACGUUUCUUUCCUUCUUCCUACGAAAAAUCCACCUUCUUCAUCCUCAAGUAGGACUCCUUCAGUAAUUUCUGUUGCCUCUAUUAAUUUUACUUUGAAACAGCCACGUUAUCAUACUUUAUAUCAACCUUCAUGGCGUGAGCAGUUGGCCGUUGAACUUGACAACUCUGCCAUCGGUAGUAUAUGGAAAUUGGUUGAUGCUUUCCUAAAUAUAUUAUUAUGUUGUAUUUACAUUGCAAACACGAAUGAUAUGAAGGGAACCUUGCCAUGGUUUAACGUGUGGUUUGAAGUCAUAGUGUCAAUUUUGUUAUUAACGGAAUAUAUUCCAAAAUUUUAUAUCUAUGAAUUCAAUUCUUGGCGUUCCUUGUUUACCAGUCCUAUACCAUUUCUUACAAUUUUAACCGUAUACCCUGUAGUAACAACUGCAAUUGAUCCUGUUUUUCAAGAAACCCGUUAUAUAGUUUUCUUUUAUCCUUUUAGAUUCCUUCGUUGUUAUUUUUCUACUAUCAUAUUUCUGGUAUUGACCGGAUCUUCUUUAUUGCACGGCGUGGAAUAUGUUUAUAUGGACGAGAAACUUACUUUCUUAGAUGCUGUGUUUUUCACGACUAUUAUGUUGGGAACCGUCGGAUACCUCAGUGAUAUAGUACCUGAUAAUGCAUUUCCCAGAAUUCUUUUAUUGGUCAUUUUUACGACUGGCUUAAUAUUUAUUCCG
This is a messenger RNA of Funneliformis geosporum, 756 nucleotides long. The record is from the annotation of a GenBank genome assembly. NCBI's taxonomy places the organism in Eukaryota, Fungi, Glomeromycota, Glomeromycetes, Glomerales, Glomeraceae.